Molecule: messenger RNA, 2463 nt
Organism: Papaver somniferum (opium poppy)
Lineage: Eukaryota; Viridiplantae; Streptophyta; Magnoliopsida; Ranunculales; Papaveraceae
Exons: 4
Coding region: 446-1045 (199 amino acids)
Source: RefSeq, a predicted model, not a curated record
GAGGUUUCCGGUUAAUAACCGGGUUUUCUAACCUCGAACCUGCCGGUUCCAGAAAUAUCAAACCCUAGAAAUCUACUCGUUUCUCGUAAUUUCUUCCCCCUUUUCAAUAUUUUUCUUGAUCAAGGCUUAAUUUCUCUAUUUAAUCAAUCUUUCAUCCUUCAAUCGACUUUCUUUCGUAUCAAUUCUCACUUUUCUUUAUCGAUCGGUCCUUGUUUUGGGACUAACCGUUCUGGAAAUCUUAAUCUAAGGGUUAGGGUUUCCGGAUUCCCCCCUUUUUAAUCUUCGAUCUGUAUAAUCCCUCAAUUUUAUCGGGAAGAUUCCUCAAUUUCCACCUGUAAUUAGAAAACCCAAGGAUAUCUUGAUUUAGGGAUUCAAUUCCUCAAUUUGUACUCAUCGGAAGAAUUUUCGUGGAGGUAAAACAUGGUGUACAAAAGGUCUUUUGGUGAUGAAGAGAAUUAUGAGUUUCCAUGUAAGCACCAUAGACAAUCAGAAGACUACAGUGAUCAAUUACCUCCGAUUCCUGAGAUUUCAGCCUGCAGUGAUGUCCAUCAGGAUUCUUUGUUUUUCGGUUGGUGGAGAUGAAUCCUUCUGCAAAUCACAAGGUGGGAAGAGCAUUAUUAAUGUUACGGAACUUCCAGAUGAGGCUCAUAAGGUGAUUGAGACACAUAUUCCUGCGGUUAUUCCUAGAUCUACGUGGGUAAGCAGUAGUGCGAGUAUAGAGGCCUCAACGUUGGAGGAAGCCGGCAAAUUAUCGUUUUUUCCCGAGGUUUCGGAAGCUGGGUGCUCAAAAAGGGAUUUAGUUCAGCAUGAUGAGUUGUAUACAGCCCUUCUUAAUUCUCCUCCUCCAAAACUAGUUCCUGUUGGGUCAGAUCAUCAAGCCAUUAUUCCGCAAUGCACUGGUUCAAACGUAAUGGCUGAUAACAGCAAUUUGGAGAACUUAGUGGGAACUUGUCUCCUUCCAUUGUCUGAUUCAGAAGCACUUUUCAGUGAUAUAUUGGAAAGGGUAGAUCAGAUAAUUGUUUUUGCUCAGAUAAGGGUGGCGUGAGAUGUGUCCAACAUCACAUUUAUGAAGCUAGAUGUAAGCUUAAAGAGUCGACUGGGCUGGAAAAGUUUGAUAAAUUAGGAUUUUACGAGAUGGGAGAGAUUGUGGCAAGGAAAUGGACGGAAGAUGAACAACAACUUUUUCAAAAAAUUGUCUUUGCAAAUCCUUCCUCAGCUGGUAAAAAUUAUUGGACACCACUCCCUGAGGCGUUUCCUUCUCGAAGCAUGAUGGAUCUUGUGAGCUAUUAUUUUAAUGUGUUCAUGCUUCGUAGACGAGCUGAGCAGACAGGUUGGACAAUACACAGAUUGAGCACUGUAUUAGUUCGUUUCAGAACACUAAUUCUUCGGUUGGUGAAGAUGGAGCAUGCAGUGGAUCCCAACUCUUGGAGAGGGUAUGCAAUGUUACUGACAAGGAGUGGGAGACACAUGUCCCUUUGCAGGCGGCCAGCUGCAGUACAAUUGAAAAGGAGUCGAAGUCAGAGACACCAGUCAAGCUAAUAUUCCCCGCUGAUGAUUUCGAAACUGGGUGUUUGCCAGGGCCAUCAGUUCAACAUGAUGAGAUAUACUCAUUUCUUCUUAAUUCCCCUCCUCGAAAAUUAGUUCCCGUUGGAUCAGACCAUCAAGCUGUCAUUCCAGAAUAUGUGGCUUCAAAUUUAGUGAUUGACAGUGUCGAUUUGGAAAAGCUAAUAGGAACCUGUCUCCUUCCGAUGCCUGAUUCAGAAGAAGCAGUCGCCAACUAUUCUGAUGUUGGGAAAGGUAGACCUGAUGAUUGCACAUGCUCUGAUAGGGGUGCCAUUAGGUGUGUUCAGUAUCACAUCUUUGUAGCAAGAGACAAGCUUCGAGAGUCUAUUGGCCGUGAAAAUUAUGCCAAGUUAGGGUUCUACGAAAUGGGGGAGAUUGUGGCUAGGAAAUGGACAGAAGAAGAACAACAAAUUUUCCAGAAUAUUGUCUAUCUAAACCCUGUUUCAUAUGGUAAAAACUUUUGGACACAAUUGCGUGAAGCCUUUCCUUCUCGAAGCAAAAUGGAGCUUGUUAGCUAUUAUUUCAAUGUUUUUAUGCUUCGUAAACGAGCUGAGCAGAACAGAUCAUACUGGUUGAAUGAUAACAGUGACGUAAUAUUGCAAGAAUUAACAUGAAAGGUAGUGUUAGCUUGCCCCCCUUGUGACACAAUCUCAGCCUCCCCAUCCGCUUCGGUUCCCUUGGCUAGGUUACCCAUGAGGCUCGUUGGUAGGUUAGCACGGCAACUUGUUCAAUUAAUGUAGUAAUAUGUCUUUGGAGCUUAGCUUGUUAGGCUUCCAACUAGUUAAUGUAAUACUCUUUAUCCAAUAAUAAAAUUAUUUAUAUAAUAAUAAUAAUAAUAGUAUAAAAUAUAUAUAUAUAUAUAAAGAAUUAAUUACACAUAACAAUAAUAAGGGAUUUUUA